AUGUGGAAGAGGCCCACGACACCCAAAACAGAGGAAAUCACAUCAAAGAAAGUGUCUGUGAUUGCACCUUCCACAUCACAAGCUGGAAUUAAACGACCUGUCACCCAGGAGGACAGAGAAUGGGCAUUGUCAUCUUUGGCACAGCUUGACCGUUUUACAGGUCUGGGUUGGAUAAUUGCUCCAGAAUUGCCUCAGACUUUUGACCCAUCCCAUCACAUCAAAACUUUUGAUGGGCUAUUGGCCAGCUCCAGUUAUGGUGAUGCAGAGGACAAAGCGCUGUAUAUGCUUUCAUCCCUUGCUGUGAGCCCACAACAGAAGGAAGCCAUUGAGAGAGCCACAGUUGGGCAAACUAAGAAUGCCUUAUGGAUGGCAUAUCGCAGGAAGAGAAUAACAGCCAGCAACUUUGGUCUUGUGUUGGCAGCAGUGAAGAGGAACUCUUACCCUCCUUCAUUAUUCAAAACCCUGCUUGGUCAUUACAAUCUCAAGCAGGGAGCUCAUGCUUGUGAUUGGGGAAUCGUGCAUGAGCAAAAGGCAAAAGAAGAGUAUAUGAAGCGCACUGGUGUGACCUUCCAGGAGAGCGGCGUGUUUCUCUCUGACAGUGGCCUGCUUGGUGGCUCCCCAGAUGGGCUAGUAUCUGAUGACUGCAUCAUUGAGUUCAUGAACACUGUCCGUCUGGGGAUUUCAUCGAGGAGCGAGAGACCAGUGAGCCCCGCCCAGUGUGAUGCCACCCACGCGACCCCGUCCACUGAGACGUCAACCGCGAAUGUCCCCACCUACCCUAUUUUUCACCUCAGGGCGGUGUCACAGCUGGGGGAGGAGUUAAGCCGCCGUCUGCUGCAAUCUGUCCACAUCAGACACAUAACCAAUGAAUAA
This is a messenger RNA of Knipowitschia caucasica, 873 nucleotides long. The record is from the annotation of a GenBank genome assembly. Lineage: Eukaryota; Metazoa; Chordata; Actinopteri; Gobiiformes; Gobiidae.